AAAAUUCAAAAACUGGGAAGCUAAUGUCGUUGGCGCCUCCUUUCCCUUUCCUUCACCCGCAUAUAUAUUGACAGACCUCUUCACAGUGGCCGAGUUUCACGUUCUCGCUGUGGCACAGAAAUGGAGAACCAGCAAAGUGGCCGAAUCAACGCGUAUUUCAGUGCCUCAAAGCCUCUCCUUCCUCAAAAAAGAGCUUCUGAUUCCUCCACCUCUUCCCCAUACCAAAUCAAGGGUUUAAGCAAUGUUGAUGAUGUUGCGGGUAGGGUUUCAGUUAAGAAGAGAGUUCCUCUUGCAGAGGUUCCGUCGAACAGGCUCCAUUCAUCAGGAAAUCGCGGCGAACCAUCUUCUGAUUCAAUUUGCUCCAAUUCAAGUACUAGGAAUGUGGCUGUACUUCCUUUUGAUGUUGUCGCACAGAAGAAUUUGUGCCAAUCGAAUUUUGAAACUCCGAGGAAAGAAACUGGAAGCUUUAAGCCUGAACCACUUGAUUACUUUUCGGCAAGUGGCCUUUUCGAUGAUGAUUUUGAUGAAUCCAUUUUGGAACAGAUUGACAUUCUGUGUGAACAAAAAACUGCAGAGAAAUGUUGGGAGAAAGUUUCAAGCGAGACCGGUGUAGUUGGUAAUGUUGAUUUGAGUUUUGGAACUAGUGUUGUUUCUGAUUGUAAUGGAAAUGGUGACAUGUUUAGUAAUGGUUUUGGAAUUUAUUUGGAUCCUAAAGAAGAACAAGUGGAUAAUGAUACUCCUAGGAAAAGUUUAGUAAGUGGAACAAUGCCUGAGGAAUAUUCUAAAUACUUGGAAUCCCUAAAUGAAAGGCAAAGAGAAGCAGCUUGUACUGAUAUUUCCACCCCUUUAAUGAUUGUAGCUGGCCCAGGAAGUGGAAAGACAUCCACAAUGGUUGGGCGAGUUUUGAUGCUGCUUAAUGAGGGAAUCAGCCCCUUAAACAUUCUUGCAAUGACAUUUACGACAGCAGCAGCUUCUGAAAUGAGAAAACGUAUUGGAGCUAUAGCUGGGAAGGAAACAGCCAAAGAGCUUCCAAUUAGCACUUUUCAUUCAUUUUGCUUGCAACUUUGUCGUUCACAUGCAGAAAAGUUAGGUCGUACAUCUGAAUUCUUAAUAUAUGGACAGUGGCAACAGCGAAAUGCAAUUAUCGAGGCCACCCGAUUAUUAGAAAACGAAACAAGCAGGCAUAAAAAUGGUGAAUUGUUGAUUGGAGAAACGUCCAAUAGUCUACGGACCCCUAAACAGUUCAAGGAUAAGGCAAAGAAAUGGCAGAAGUUUGUAACUCAGGCCAAAGCCUCAGGAAGAACUUCUGCAGAAUUUCGUGAAAUGGGCAAUGAAAUAGGAGCGGAAGUUCUUGAGAAUUACAGUAACAUAUUAAAAUCUUGCAAUGCUCUGGAUUAUCAUGACUUGAUCAGCUGUUCUGUGAAGCUACUCACUGAUUUUCCUGAAGUUUUCAGAGAAAGUCAGGAUUCAUGGAAAGCUGUUGUUGUAGAUGAGUUCCAAGAUACUAGUGCCAUGCAAUACAAGCUUCUAAAGAUUCUUGCAUCCCAUCAUAAAAUAACAAUUAUCGGUGAUGAUGAUCAGUCCAUUUUCAGUUUCAAUGGAGCUGACAUUUCCGGAUUUAUUUCCUUCCGUAACGAUUUUCCAAACUACAAAGAGAUUAGGCUUAACAAAAACUAUCGGUCCACACGUUGCAUUGUUGAGGCUGCAUCUUCUCUUAUUAAAAAUAAUGCCAAGCGAUGUCAGUCGAAGAAGGUUCUUACUGAUAACUCUUCUGGAUCCAAGAUAGUUAUGAAGGAGUGUCACAAUGAGGAUGCUCAAUGUGCAUUUGUUGUUGACAAGAUCUUAGAAAUUUCAUCUAAUCAUUCAGCAGAGAACUUUUCCUAUGGCAACAUUGCAAUUCUCUACCGUAGGCGGAUAUCAGGGAAAGCCUUCCAAAUGGCUUUUCGGGAUAGGAAAAUACCAUUUAACAUUCACGGUGUGGCUUUUUACAGAAAAAAGGUAGUCAAAACUAUCAUUGCUAUGCUUCAAACAGCUCUGCCUGGUUGUGAUGAUGGCUCAUAUUGUCGAGUCUUCAAGGCUUUACUUCCUUUCGAGAAGGAUAUGAAAAAGAGGGUAGUUGACCAUAUCAACAAAAUUUCAACUAUUAGAAAAUGCAGUUUCUUAUCAGCUGCCUGUGACAUCUUUAGUGCAAAGGUUUCUGGUACUUUUAAAAGGAGUGAGAUUACCCAUGGAAAGAAGGUUUUGAUGACGAUAGAGAUCAUAUCAAAUCUUGUCAACAGGGAAAAAUCAAUUUCAGCUAUCAUAACUUCUGUGGCGAAAAUGAUACCUGAGAAGUACCUUCUUGAGCAACGGGCAACUGUCGAUGUUGAUGGAGGGACAUUGUUGAAUGAAGACUAUGACAUCAGAUCUGUUCUUCAGUAUCUAUUAGAUGAUGUCUCUGAGUUUCUGUCUACCAAAUUCAUUGAGAUAAGAGGGGACAAGGAAAUUGCAGAAGAUAAAGGCUGCACUUUUGCGCUAAAAGCAUUCAUUGAUUAUUUAUUUGAGCGUGAGAAAGAAAAUUUCCGUGCUCGGAGGAAGGACAAUGAAAAUUCUGUGACAUUGACUACCAUUCAUCAGGCAAAAGGUUUAGAGUGGGACUUUGUCUUCAUAGUUAAGGCAAAUGAAUCUGAGAUCCCUCUAUUACAUGAUUUCAAAGGUGUUGUGAAGGACACUGCACCCAUAGUUGAGGAAGAGAGACGUCUACUAUAUGUUGCAAUGACCCGUGCUCGACAGAGGCUUUAUAUUCUCUAUGUCAUGAUGGACUCUAAUUGGCAGAUGCUUCAACCUUCACGAUUUCUGAAAGAAAUUCCCCAUCAUCUUCUAGAGUUUCAGGGUGAGAUAAAUAUGCAAGAACUACAAAUAAAGCUAGAAGAUCAUCAAAAGGAAACUGCCGACUGUAGCACUGAUUUGUUAAUUGAAAAGCAACAAUCGGAGGCUGGUUUGGUCCCUGUGCGUAAUGACCUGCUCAACAAUCAUUUUAGUGGGUCUUCUGAUGAGCUUGCAGAAUUUGCAGAGGCAAACAAUUACAGUGACUUCUUAAGAAGAUUCAGUGUAGAGGACAGAUCUGCUGUUUCCCAUUUAUUCCAUCAAUGGGCCAAAAAGAAAGCAUUUCAAGAUCCAAAGAGGUUGCUAGAUAAGGUUGGUUUUGUAAUUGAUGAACGCCUUAGAGAGAAGAGGAACAAAAAAAAGGAUUUGUUGAACUCACUGAAGUCCUGCUUAUGCUGUGAUGAAGCAAUGCAGUAUGCACAAUAUGUUUUGAGAUGGGAGCAAAUUCCUGCUGAUAAGCGUGCACAUCUUAUGAAGGAAAAACAGGAACAUUUCCUGAAAUUAAAAGUUGAGAAUGCAAUGGGUUCGGCGACACCAACUGACAAGCAGAUCUCAUAUUUGAAGAAACUGGGGUGCACCAUGACCCCUACAUCCCGCCUCCAUGCAUCUCAUCUUAUUGAGCAAUACAAAUCAUUAUAACAAAUUUUCAUUUUUGAUCAUCUACUAAAGUUAAGUUUUGUCAACUUCUACGUUAUGGAACAGUUAUUUGCGUUAAAUUAUUAAAGUAUUUCACAUCCUAUAGGGUCUCAUUGAGUAUAAGAGCAUCCACAACUGGGUGCUUCUCCUAUCUAGGAUCAAAUUAAAUAGACAUCCCAUUGUGGACGAAAAAUUUGGAUGAUUCAAUGUAAGGACACUUUUCUUUUUGUUUUUUGGUGCUUAAUAAAUAGUGGUGAAAAUAAGGAAAAGAAGUUAUUUAUUUUGGCAUCCAUGUUGUACCAAGUCAAAACCAGAAAAAUGGAGACUUCCCGUUCAAAUCAUAUAAUAUAUGAUUCUUUCCAUACGUA
Messenger RNA from Cicer arietinum (chickpea), 3869 nucleotides. Its product is annotated as ATP-dependent DNA helicase SRS2-like protein At4g25120. The record is from RefSeq and is a predicted model, not a curated record. Gene Ontology annotation, molecular function: ATP binding; 3'-5' DNA helicase activity; DNA binding. Gene Ontology annotation, biological process: recombinational repair. NCBI's taxonomy places the organism in Eukaryota, Viridiplantae, Streptophyta, Magnoliopsida, Fabales, Fabaceae. Gene Ontology annotation, cellular component: nucleus.